AUGGCAGAGUCCUCCACAGCCGAAGAAGGCGUACUGGCCUUUUGGCAUUCUUUUCGCCUUCCUAUCCUUGUCGCCCUCACCACCGUCAUUGUUAUUAUCCGACUGCGUCGCAAGACACAGGCUAGACGGCUCAAAGCCGCGACUGCGUCCUCGGUUCCGCCAUCGCCCCGAAGUUCCGCACCAGAAAAGACUAUUGAGAAACAUGAAGUGCCUGCCGUAUCUGAGAAGAAGGAAUUGAAAGGUCCAGACCGUACAGCGGUUACUGGAAAGCCCGCACCAGGACCGAAGAGAGUCUCGGGAAGGAAACCCCAGAAGGUUGCUGGACGACGCGCAGAUACAACGGAUCAGGAACCAGCUUUGACAUUCCUCCAACCCAUUAUAUUUUACGCCUCCUUAACUGGAAACACGGAAAGAUAUGCCCAACUCUUCUUGGAGGAUCUCCGUGCCGCUGCGCAGAGUCAGUCUGACUCUGAGAAUCGUGAACGCGGACUGCUGCCUCCCCAGAUGCAUGAUUUGGCGUAUGUAGAUUUCGAUGACUAUUUCACCACUGCGCCAAAACCGCCCUCGACCUCUCCCGGUACGCGCUAUAUUUACUGUUUCUUAAUUCCCAGCUACAAUAUCGACACUAUCCUCAAUACCUUCCUGGCCCACCUCGAUGAAACCCACCACGAUUUCCGAAUUGAUACGGGAUCCUUGUCCACUCUUGCUGGCUUUACGGUCUUUGGAUUUGGUGACAAGGAAGGGUGGCCGACUGAGGAGGAAGGGUUCUGUUCGCAGGCCAAGGAAUUGGAUAGAUGGAUGGCCAAGCUUACUGACAAGAAGAGGGCAUAUCCUCUCGGAUUUGGUGACGUGAAAAGUGACGCCGAGUCCGCACUCAAAGAGUGGUCUCGUGGUCUUCAGGAAAUUCUUGGCGAUAUUGUUGAACACGGUGGCUUGGGAGAGGGUGUUCCAGGAAGCGGUGACCCGCUGGAGAGUGAUGAGGAGGACCUGGACGACGAGGAAACUGAUGAUGCCAAACAAAAGGCUCGGCCCCGCAGAAAGCCUCGAGCUGUAGUUGACUUGGAAGAUAUUAAGAUGGGAUCCAAUAGCCAAGCUGGGUCGGGAUCCCCGAUCCCCGUUGAUUUCACCACCUCAGGAAACCCUGCUGUCCAAUCUAUUCAACCCACUGAGAAGGAGAUGGUCCCAACAACAUCGCCUACCUAUGCGGCCCUCACAAAGCAGGGUUAUACAAUUGUUGGCUCGCAUUCUGGCGUGAAGAUUUGCCGGUGGACCAAGUCUGCGCUACGUGGUCGCGGGUCAUGCUAUAAGUUUUCCUUCUAUGGAAUUCGCUCACAUCUUUGUAUGGAGGCAACCCCUUCUCUUUCUUGCAGUAACAAGUGCAUUUUCUGCUGGAGGCAUGGGACCAAUCCAGUUGGAACCACUUGGCGCUGGAAGGUGGAUUCGCCUGAGUUGAUUUUCAACGGGGUCAAGGAGGGCCACUAUAAAAAGAUCAAAAUGAUGCGCGGUGUUCCAGGUGUCCGUGCAGAGCGCUUCGCGGAAGCCAUGCGCAUUAGACACUGUGCCCUGAGUCUUGUUGGUGAACCGAUUUUCUACCCCCACAUUAAUGGGUUCUUGGAUCUUCUACACUCGGAGCACAUUUCUAGCUUUUUGGUGUGCAACGCACAACACCCUGAUCAACUUGAAACAUUACACAGGGUGACUCAGCUGUACGUAUCUAUCGAUGCCAGUAACCGCGAAAGUCUUCGAAAGAUUGAUCGUCCUCUCCAUCGGGAUUUCUGGGAGCGGUUCCAGCGGUGCCUCGAUAUCCUGAGGGAAAAGCGACACAUCCAACGCACGGUCUUCCGCCUCACACUGGUGAAAGGAUUUAAUGUUGAUGAUGAGGUUAUUGGCUAUGCAAAUCUCGUAGAAAAGGCAUUGCCGUGCUUUAUCGAGAUCAAGGGGGUGACAUACUGCGGUACGAGCACAAGUGCAGGCGCUGGGCUGACGAUGCAGAACGUCCCGUUUUACGAAGAGGUUGCUCAGUUUGUCGUCUCUCUUAACAAAGAAUUGGAGCGCCGGGGCCUGGACUAUGGAAUUGCUGCGGAGCAUGCUCACAGCUGCUGCGUCCUCAUCGCCUCCCGGCGUUUCCAUGUUGAUGGAAAGUGGCACUCCCGCAUUGAUUACCCUCGGUUCUUUGAACUUUUAGAACAGGAAAAGGCCGAUGGCACCUCCUUCCGUCCAGAGGACUACAUGAAAGAAACGGAAGAGUGGGCGCUAUGGGGCAACGGAGGGUUUGACCCGAAUGAUGAGCGGGUCCAUAAAAGGGGUAAAAAGGCUGCACUUCAGCGAGCAUUGGAGGCAUAA
Molecule: messenger RNA, 2343 nt
Organism: Aspergillus ochraceoroseus IBT 24754
Lineage: Eukaryota; Fungi; Ascomycota; Eurotiomycetes; Eurotiales; Aspergillaceae
Product: flavodoxin and radical SAM domain protein
Exons: 2
Coding region: 1-2343 (780 amino acids)
Biological process (GO): wybutosine biosynthetic process
Molecular function (GO): FMN binding; catalytic activity; 4 iron, 4 sulfur cluster binding
Source: RefSeq, a predicted model, not a curated record